AAUAGUAACGGAGGCUUCCUGCAGAGAGUCUGUGUAUUCUCCAUUUUUGCUUUCGCUACCUGUGGUGGAUACAGUGGGAAAACAUCUAUAAAUCUCACUUGUCGCACUGGCAAAAAUUUAACACUUAAUGGUGAUUUCUCCUACCCUUUCAGGUUGAACGGUGUUGCACUCGGACCUCUGGAUCCUGGAUUGAACUGCAACAAUACUUGGCCGUCGGCAGUCUACUUGGUGGGAGAUUUCUCCUCCUCUGCACAGUUCUUUGUCGCUUUUGCGGUUCUUGUGUUCCUGUACACCAUCGCAGCCUUAAUACUUUACCUGGGUUACAUGCACUUGUAUCGAGGUACUGGAAAACUCCCCAUGAUUGACUUCAUCAUUACAGUCAUUAUUUCUUUCCUGUGGCUGGUGUCCACGUCAGCCUGGGCGAAGGCGCUUGUCGAUAUCAAAGCAUCCACCGGAUCCAACAUUGUUACAGAAAUUAAAGAUUGUGUUUCACAGCCUGGGUUUUGCCAUUUCAAUGAGAUCAGGAGCAUGGGAUCCUUGAAUGUGUCUGUGGUUGUUGGUUUCCUCAAUCUGAUUCUGUGGGCUGGCAAUGCUUGGUUUGUCUACAAGGAAACUCACCUACAUAACCCUUCCUCCAGCGCUUCUCCAAACGCAACCAGUUCCUCGUCUCCUUCAGGGAUGUGAAGAGUUUGAAAAGGCCUUUGGUAUGGAAAACAACCUCUCGCCUCAGGAUGAUCCUCAUGGCUGUUAUCUUCCUCCCUCCCCCUCUUCCUUUGUGUAAUUGAUGUGUGAAAAAUUGAUGGGUUUCCCUUUUGGGUUUUAUGUUUUGUUCUUGCUCCAACACCGAAGCAUGAGAGGACAGAAUGGAGAGUGGCACCACGCAAGAGGACCAUUGCGCUGUAUCAAAACUUGUUCUCUGCAUUGAAAAAGAGGACUUCGUUGUCUUGGGUUUGGAGGCUCAGCAGAGUUAAUAGAUAGUUGGGUGGGCAGUAUUUCAGCUGAUAGAAGGCAGCCUGCCAUGUGUGUGAUUGGAGUUGAGUUGUCCUGCUCUGUAUGAAGUGUUACCUGUAUCAUGUAUGCUUGCUUAGAAGGAAGUCCCUCUGAAUUCAGUGGGGCUGACUGCCAAGUAAGCAUGCUUACGAUCAUUCCCUAGAGGGGAAUUGCACUUAAAGCAGCCAGCUUCAUACUGAUCUUGCCUCUUUGACUGCUGUGCAGAAAGCAAUAAAUACCUGGGCUUUGCAGUCAGUUCAUGUGGAACUCCAGUCAACCAAAUCCUUAAGAUCUGUCCCUCUUGAGAAUCCUACAGAGCUAGAAACCUUACAGUGCCAGUAAUUGGUCUCCCUGCCCCCCCC
Python bivittatus (Burmese python) is the source of this 1352-nucleotide messenger RNA. The record is from RefSeq and is a predicted model, not a curated record. Lineage: Eukaryota; Metazoa; Chordata; Lepidosauria; Squamata; Pythonidae.